CAAGCCUCAAUAGCUUUUGAAUCAACAAUUAUGGGAAUUAGUUCCACAAAUCCUCUUCUUGUGUCCCUUAACUUGAAGGGUACAAGUGUUGAUGGAAACAACAAGGAGAUUACAUGCAAGGCUUUGGAAGCACAAGCAAGGAGAAGGUGGCAAGUGAGGAUCAUGACCAGAAAGAUGAGGCCUAGGACUAGGAGAAGCAUCUUGAUGAAGAGAAGGGCAUGUCCAGACGGAGCGAGAUGGCCCAGGCGGAACGGUGUCGAAAAAAGGGUCAGAACCUUGAAGAAGCUAAUACCAAAUAGUAGUGAUCAAUCCAAUGGUUUGGAUGGGCUAUUCAGAGAGACAGCUGAUUACAUAUUGUCUCUCCAAAUGAGAGUGAAAGUCAUGCAGAUUUUGGUCAAGGCAUUGAGCACUACAGGUUCUGAUGAUCAGUGAUCGACUCAUGGUCAUCUAGCUCUUCUCUCUUAUUGUGUAAAUUGAGAUUGAUGAUAUAAUUCUUUCCAUUUGUGAUUCAUAAUUUCUAUUUUUUAUUUUUAUUUAUUUAUUGUGAUGAUGAUGAUUCUUCAUACCAAGAUCGAUCGAUCGAUCAUAUGAAGGACCGUAGGAGAUUGUUUUUAUUACCACUCCAGAUGUGCUCAUGAUGAUAUGUCUAGCUAGGCUUAACAAC
Messenger RNA from Tripterygium wilfordii, 664 nucleotides. Its product is annotated as transcription factor UPBEAT1. The record is from RefSeq and is a predicted model, not a curated record. Lineage: Eukaryota; Viridiplantae; Streptophyta; Magnoliopsida; Celastrales; Celastraceae. Gene Ontology annotation, biological process: regulation of DNA-templated transcription. The transcript has a single exon. Gene Ontology annotation, molecular function: protein dimerization activity. Bases 31 to 432 code for a protein of 133 amino acids.